AUGAACAUCCGCGAGGCCACCCUGGAUGACAUGAUCCCCAUGCAGAACUGCAACCUGCACAACCUGCCCGAGAACUACCAAAUGAAAUACUACUUCUACCACUCCCUGACCUGGCCUCAGCUUUCAUACGUUGCAGAGGAUGAGAAGGGCAGGAUCAUUGGAUACGUUCUCGCCAAGUUAGAGGAGGAUCCCACUGCAGAGCCUCAUGGACAUAUCACCUCGUUGUCAGUAAUGCGUACCUACCGUCGUCUCGGAGUUGCAGAAAAGCUGAUGACCCAGUCUCAAAACGCCAUGCGGGAUGUCUUCAACUGCAAAUUCGUGUCACUCCAUGUCCGCAAGAGUAACCGUGCCGCCCUUCAGCUCUACAGAGAUACCCUCCAGUUCACUGUUCAGGACAUUGAGAAGAAGUACUAUGCUGACGGUGAGGAUGCAUACGCCUGCCGCAAGACUUUGCAGUAA
This is a messenger RNA of Linnemannia hyalina, 459 nucleotides long. The record is from the annotation of a GenBank genome assembly. Lineage: Eukaryota; Fungi; Mortierellomycota; Mortierellomycetes; Mortierellales; Mortierellaceae.